Messenger RNA from Oreochromis niloticus (Nile tilapia), 5693 nucleotides. RefSeq lists its product as uncharacterized. The record is from RefSeq and is a predicted model, not a curated record. The transcript is spliced from 2 exons. The coding region runs from base 2367 to 3821 and encodes 484 amino acids. NCBI's taxonomy places the organism in Eukaryota, Metazoa, Chordata, Actinopteri, Cichliformes, Cichlidae.
UGCUGUUAAAAUGUUCUGUGUAGAUUUCAUGAUGUAGAUGACUGAUUUAUAAUAAGUUACAUAAUUUCAUGAACAUAUAUAUAGUUUGUGUUGAAAUGUCUUUAUUUGAAAUGUGCAUGUGUAAAGUGUAAAAGCUAGUGUCUCGUGAGAAUACCCUUAACGAGAGUACACGAGACUUUUCAUGGACUGCGAGGGCGCAGAUGUCUCUCAUGAAGCGAUUUUAAGCUGAAGGUUUACUAAAAGAAAAAGCAACACAAGGACUUAAGGACCUCUUUUCAGGACAAGCAGCCAACGAGUUCUCACGGCGUAUUGGCGUAAUGGCGUAUCGGCGUACUGGUGAUGGUGAAGCUGAGGAGAGAAAGCCCAAGUAAUAAACGCCCGUUUCAAAGAACCGACCUGUGUCUGUGUUGUCGUGAAGAGAGCUACAGUGAGAACUCGCCUGCUCAACACGGGUAGGAGAGGACAGGAUCGCCGUGGAUGACGAAACGACGCGGAUCCGGUGCAUCACGUCAGAUAAGCAGAGUGCAUAACGCAUGAAGCGCUAAUUUUCACGUCUAAAAUCAGGAGAAGCUCUACCACAAAAGUAAAGUUAAGGUGGUGUGAGAAGUGGUUAAAUGUGGAAAUUGCAACUAAGGGACUCAUCUGUUAAUCUUGCUUGCUUAAUGUAGAGAUUAAUCCAAUGUGUUUGCGUUAUAGUUGUUGUACAUCACAAGGUUUAAAGAACAAACAAGUAAAUAUUUAACAAGCUCACAGGUUAUGAGUAAUUUUGAGUUUUACAAAAUUUGCUGAGUUUUAAAGGGCACCUUCUGUGAAUUUUAUUGGUUGGUUUGCAGCUGGAAUCGCAAAGUGAUGGAAGUCAGACAAGUGAAAGCUGAGUACCCACCAUUCAAGGUGUUUGUUGACUUCCUAUCAAAGGAAGCAGAUCUUGCUUGCGAUCCAAUUUCCUCAAUACAAGCACUUAAGAGUGUUGAAAGCGAGAAACCAAGGCAUCCACGAAGCCAAAUAGUUCAAGCAAAGACUCUGACCACAAAUACAACACAGAGCAGUAUUACAUCAUGUGUUUUCUGCAAAAGGACAGGACACAUCCUAGACAAAUGCAGAAGUUUCACAGAAAAGACCGUUCAGGAUCGUGUUAAGUUUGUACACACAGAGAACCUCUGAUUUGGAUGUUUGAAGACCGGUCAUCACUCAAGAAAAUGUGAUAACAGAAGCACGUGUGAGAAAUGCCAAAAGAGACACCCGACAUGUUUGCAUGAUGAUAAGUUCAAGGAACGUCAAAGGCCAAUCCACCUAAAUGGAGGUGAAAUUUCAAAGGACAAGGCAGACACCACAGAAAGGACCGCAACAGCCAUUUCCAACAGAGUUAUCCAAGAGGGUCUAAGCACACAAACAUCUUCUAUCUUGCCAGUCUGGGUGUCAUCUAUUAAGCAGCCAGAUCAAGAACUGCUAGUUUAUGCACUCUUAGACACACAGAGCGAUACCACAUUCAUACUAGAUGAAGUAGCUCAAGGCCUGAACACAAACAGAGAGAAUGUCAGUCUGCGACUGUCCACAAUGUCUGCCAAGUCGACAGUUAUUCCAUGUCAGAAACUGACAGGCCUACAAGUGAGAGGAUACAACUCAGAGAAAAGGAUCCCACUACCACCUGUUUUCACAAGAGAGUUUAUCCCAGUAAACAGGCUGCACAUUCCAACCUCUGAAACGGCUCUAAAAUGGUCACAUCUAGAGCAACUGUCAGAAAAGAUUCCACCACAGUUGGAUUGCGAAAUAGGCCUUCUUAUAGGCUACAACUGUCAACGGGCCCUCCUCCCAAGAGAGAUCCUGUCUGGUGACGAAAAUCAUCCAUAUGCACAGUGGACUGAUCUGGGCUGGAGCAUUGUUGGUUGCUCACAUUCAACAAGCGAUGGCAGCGAUCCAAUAGGAUUCAGUCAUAGAAUCAUAGUACGACAAGUGACACCGACUGUGCAUCCAUCAGUUCAGCUAAAGAAGGAAGUGCACUUUGCAUGCAGGACUCAAGUCAAAGAGAUCAACCCACUUGACAUAAUUAAGACUCUUGAAUCAGAUUUCACAGAUCAUUCAACAGAUGGUAAUCCAGUUUCUCAGGAGGACCUCCUCUUUCUGUCUAAAGUGACAGCUGGAAUAAGACAGAAGGAAGAUGGCCACUAUGAACUUCCGCUUCCUUUCAAGACAGACAAACCUAAUCUUCCAGACAAUAAACAGUGUGCAGUUCACAGGCUCAGCUCAUUAGAGCGUCGACUGAGGAGAAAAGAACAAUAUUACAUGGACUAUGUCAACUUCAUGAAUGAAAUCAUAAGUAGAAGAGAUGCUGAGAAGGUGCCACAGUCUGAAUUAGACAACCAGCCAGCAUGGUACAUACCACACCAUGGUGUCUACCAUCCCCACAAGCCCGUGUGGUUUUCGAUUGUUCGGCACGCUACCAAGAAACCUCUCUAAAUGACCAUCUCUUGACAGGUUCAGACCUGACUAACACGUUAGUUGGUGUGUUGUGUCGAUUUAGAAAGGGUCCGAUAGCCAUAAUGUGUGACAUCGAAAAAAUGUUUCACCAGUUCCACGUUGCAAGGGAACAUCAAGAUUAUCUCAGGUUCCUCUGGUGGGAUGGAGGUGAUUUGGAUUCUGAACCCUCGGUGUACAGGAUGAAGGUACACCUCUUUGGGGCAGCUUCAUCCCCCGGUUGCUCCAACUUUGGACUGAAAUACCUAGCUUCACAAGGCCAAGGCAAGUUCAGCAAAGAAGCCAUCAAGUUCAUCCAAAGAAGCUUCUAUGUGGAUGAUGGCCUGACAAGUGUAAGGUCAACUGCUGAAGCCAUACGCCUGGUAAAGGAAUCAAGAGCUCUGUGCAAAACAGGAAAUCUACGGCUACAUAAGUUUGUAUCCAACGAUGAGGGUGUGAUUGCAGCAAUUCCACCACAAGAAUGUGCUCAGACCAAAGAUCUAAACAUGGCUCUAGGAGAACUUCAUAUCGAGCGAGCACUUGGAGUUCAGUGGUGUGUUGAGGCGGAUGAAUUUCAGUUCAGGGUGGUGGUAAAAGAAAACCCACUGACAAGGAGAGGGGUUCUCUCAACUGUUGCCUCAGUCUAUGAUCCACUAGGUUUCGUGGCUCCAUUCCUACUUGUCGGCAAACAGAUUCUUCAAACACUGUGUAGAGACAAGGUAAGCUGGGACGAACCUCUCCCCAAGCACAUCCAGCCACAAUGGGAGUCAUGGCUCAAAGAUCUGCCUCAUUUGGCAGCUCUAAGGAUUCCAAGAAGCUACCUUCCAUCAAACUUUGGUGAAGUCUCACUUUAUGAGCUUCACAACUUUUCCGAUGCAAGCUUCAAAGGGUAUGGUGCAUGCUCAUAUCUUAGAGCGGUGAGUGAAACAGGACAGAUAAGUUGUUCACUUGUCUUGGGGAAAGCAAGAGUAGCCCCUACCAAACUAACAACCAUCCCAAGGCUUGAGUUAUCUUCAGCUGUGACCUCAGUCCGCAUUGGUGAUAUUAUCAGAGGCGAGCUGGAGAUUGAAAAUGUGCAAGAGUAUUACUGGACUGACUCAAAGGUGGUCCUUGGCUAUGUGAACAAUGAUGCUAAAAGGUUCCAAACAUUCGUGGCCAACCACAUCCAGCGAAUAAGAUCUAGCACAAAACCUGAACAAUGGCGAUAUGUCAACUCAGAAGACAACCCAGCUGAUGGAGCCUCAAGAGGAUUGACUGCAGUUCAAAUUAAAGAAUCUAACUGGCUGAAAGGACCCAACUUCCUUUGGCAGCAAAAUCUCCCACAUGAAGUGGGAAUGGUGGGAGAAGAGGCAAGAAGGAACACACUUUGAGCAGGCACAACAGACUACGCCAGCUGAAUGCUUUCCUGGACGAAACCAAUGUUCUCAGGGUGGGAGGACGGCUGUCUCAGUCAGCCUUACACCAUGAUGUAAAGCAUCCUGCGAUACUUCCGAAAAAAUCUCAUGUGUCAGCUCUGCUGGUCAAACAUCACCAUGAGCGCAUACACCAUCAAGGAAGGGGCAUGACCAUGAAUGAGUUGCACGCAAACGGAAUAUGGGUCCUAGGAUGUGGAAGUGUGGUCUCCUCACACAUUUACAAGUGUGUAAAAUGUAGACGAUACAGAAGAACAACUGAGGUUCAACAAAUGGCAAAUCUACCAGAAGAGAGAAUUGAGACAUCUCCCCCCUUUACUUACUGUGGGCUUGAUUGUUUUGACCCCUUUAUUGUGAAGGAAGGAAGGAGAGAGUUGAAACGAUACGGAUUGUUAUUCACCUGCCUAUGUUCUAGAGCAGUUCACAUUGACAAUUUGACAACGAUUUGACAACAGACGCAUUCAUGAAUGCACUUCGAUCAUUCAUAGCUAUUCGAGGACCCGUGCGCCAGCUAAGAUGUGAUAGAGGGACAAACUUUGCUGGUGCUAGAAAGGAGCUUUCUGAGUUGCUUGAAGGAAUGGAUCAAGACCGUACAAGGGCACUUGGUUGUGAAUUUGUGCUGAAUGUCCCAUCAGCUAGUCAUAUGGGAGGAGUUUUGGAACGCCAGAUUCGAACAAUCCGAAGCAUCCUGAUAGCUAUGCUCGACAAGUCCGCCAGCAGACUUGACACCACAACUCUAAGAACGUUUCUGUAUGAAACAAUGGCCAUAAUCAACAGCAGGCCACUAAGUGUCGAGCAUCUUCACGAUCCUACUGGUCCGGAACCCCUCAGUCCUAACCACAUUCUAACCAUGAAAUCAUCUGUAAUUCUGCCACCCCCUGGGCAAUUCUGCAAAGACGACCUCUAUCUGCACAAAAGGUGGAGAAGAGUGCAGUUUUUGGCCAAUGAAUUUUGGCAACGAUGAAAGCGAGAAUACCUGCUAAACCUCCAACAACGACAGAAAUGGCAGAAGAUGUCACGAAACCUGCAAGCAGAUGACAUUGUAAUAUUAAAGGAUGACAGUGCACCAAGAAACCAGUGGAAGCUUGCAAGGGUUGUGGAAGCCCUGCCCAGCGCAGAUGGCAAGGUGCGAAAGCUAAAGCUUCUGCUCAGUGACACUACCUUUGAUAAGGGAAAACCAAUCACUAAAUCAGUUUACCUUGAGAGGCCUGUUCACAAAGUAGUUACAUUACUUGAGGCCACCUAAAACACUUAAAUGUACGCUCACACAUCACUUCCUUAUAAUUUUCAUUAAGGAAAAUCUCUCAUUUUAAGUCAAUGAGUGAUUUUGGUGGGAGUGUAAAUUCUGUUAAAAUGUUCUGUGUAGAUUUCAUGAUGUAGAUGACUGAUUUAUAAUAAGUUACAUAAUUUCAUGAACAUAUAUAUAGUUUGUGUUGAAAUGUCUUUAUUUGAAAUGUGCAUGUGUAAAGUGUAAAAGCUAGUGUCUCAUGAGAAUACCCUUAACGAGAGUACACGAGACUUUUCAUGGACUGCGAGGGCGCAGAUGUCUCUCAUGAAGCGAUUUUAAGCUAAAGGUUUACUAAAAGAAAAAGCAAUACAAGGACUUAAGGACCUCUUUUCAGGACAAGCAGCCAACGAGGUAUUUGUCAUUUGAGAAAUGUUUUUUAUUUGUGUUUGGACUUAAUAUGUGUACUGCAAAGUUGCUAACUGGUUUGUACUGUUCGCUCGUGACCAGUUCUCACGGCAUAUUGGCGUAAUGGCCUAUCGGCGUACUGGUGAUGGUGAAGCUGAGGAGAGAAAGCCCAAGUAAUAAACGCCCGUUUCAAAGAA